Molecule: messenger RNA, 3222 nt
Organism: Saccharomyces cerevisiae S288C
Lineage: Eukaryota; Fungi; Ascomycota; Saccharomycetes; Saccharomycetales; Saccharomycetaceae
Gene: MIL1
Product: Mil1p
Exons: 1
Coding region: 1-3222 (1073 amino acids)
Cellular component (GO): clathrin-coated vesicle membrane; Golgi membrane; early endosome membrane
Source: RefSeq, marked reviewed
AUGUCCGAUUCGGAGGAAGAUUUAGGUGUACAGUUGAAAGGCUUGAAGAUAGCGAGGCAUUUGAAGGAGUCAGGGGAGCAUACUGAUGAAGAAUCCAACUCAAGCCCCGAACAUGAUUGCGGCUUGAGUAAUCAAGAUGAUUUAACUGUUAUGCAUACACAGGCUAAAGAAGAAGUUUUUAAACGAAGAGAAGAAGACGGAACACGAACCGAAGAUGCUUUACAUGAGGGAGAAGCAGGAAAAGAGGGCACAGGUUUUCCCUCAUCACAGUCAGUGUGCAGUCCUAAUGAAGCAGAUAGCGGUAUUGAUCGGGCCGAUAAACCUAUUUUGCUGGACCCUUUUAAAUCUGUGCACGAUACGGAUCCUGUUCCAGGUACAAAGUCCAGGAGCAAUUCAGACUCCGACUCUGAUUCAGAUGAUGGAGGCUGGCAAGAGAUGCCCGCUGUCUCAUCGUUCAAUAUAUAUAACCACAGAGGCGAACUAGAGUUGACUUCCAAGGUUAGAAACUCAGAACAAGCCUCUGAGACGUCUCCCACAGUUCCUCCAGGAAAAAAUUGCAAAAGUGUCAAUGAUUCUAGAUUUGACUAUACGAAAAUGGCCGCUGAGCAGCAAGCCCAACGAUCCUAUCGAACAAAUAAAAAAACAGAUUUCCUUUUUGACCACAAAGUACUGAAAAAGAAAAUUAACAGUUCGCAAACUUCCGUAAAUUUGACUUCUUCCCCUUCGACUACAUCCUUGAACAAUGAAAAAAAUAAUGAUGACGAUGAUGAUGAUUCUUAUGACGAAUAUGAGGACGACGUGGAACCAGUGAACGACUUGAAUCGGGACUCGCAGUUAAACAUAACGAAAAAUCUGCUAUCUGAUAUGGAGAAGUUUGCCUACGUAGGUGCAAUAAACAUUUUGGCAAAUCAAAUGUGCACGAAUUUGGCUACGCUGUGUCUUUGUAUUGACAUUAAAUCCCACAAGAAACUAGCACAUAGAUUACAGUUUACCCAGAAGGAUAUGGCUGCUUGGAAAACUGUGGUUUUAUCACGGCUAUAUGAUCAUUUGGGGAUAUCUCAAGAAGAAAUUGUUAUGAUUGAGAAGCUUUCUCUGCACAAAAUCCAAUUGGAAGAUUUGUGUAAAUGUUUGAAAACCACUCAGAGCAUUGAUAAUCCAUGGGAGAAUGAUAGAGACCACGAAGAAGACGGUAUAGAGGAAACUACGGAACGAAUGAGUCCAAAUGAACAAAAUGGCUCAGUACAGGCUAGUACUCCCGACCCAGAACAAUCCGCAACACCUGAAACACCAAAGGCUAAACAAUCACCGUUAUCUUCGGACGUUCCAGGAAAAGUACUCGAUCCGGAAAAUGUCAAAAGCCAAGACAAAUUAAAUAUAGAUGUGGCGUGGACCAUUAUAUGUGAUCUUUUCCUAAUAUGCUUGCAAUCCUCCACCUAUGAUUCGAGGUCAAGGACUUUGUUGAUAAAUUUUGCCAAAGUCUUGAAUAUGACUAGCUUGGAAAUUUGUGAAUUUGAAAGACGAGUAACAGAUUCCUUAGACAUGGAACAAUCUACAGAAGAUCAAGUAUGGGAUGAACAAGAUCACAUGAGAAAUAGACGGAGAAGCAAAAGAAGAAAGAAAAUGGCAUAUGUCGCACUUGCCAUGGUAGGUGGUUCUUUGGUCCUUGGACUAAGUGGUGGUUUACUAGCCCCCGUCAUUGGCGGGGGGAUUGCUGCUGGUUUGUCAACAAUAGGUAUUACUGGUGCUACAAGUUUCUUGACCGGAGUGGGUGGUACCACUGUUGUUGCCGUUUCAAGUACUGCUAUUGGUGCCAACAUCGGUGCUAGAGGUAUGUCAAAAAGGAUGGGAAGUGUGAGAACUUUUGAGUUCAGGCCACUGCAUAAUAAUAGAAGGGUUAAUCUAAUCCUAACAGUGUCAGGCUGGAUGGUUGGUAACGAAGAUGAUGUUAGAUUGCCAUUUUCUACGGUGGACCCUGUUGAAGGUGACCUGUACUCGUUAUAUUGGGAGCCCGAAAUGCUAAAGUCUAUUGGUCAAACGGUCAGUAUUGUAGCUACCGAAAUUUUUACCACCUCGCUUCAACAAAUUUUGGGUGCCACUGUUUUAACAGCCUUGAUCAGUUCUAUCCAAUGGCCGAUGGCUUUAUCGAAAUUGGGUUAUAUUUUAGAUAAUCCGUGGAAUGUUUCUUUGGACAGAGCUUGGUCUGCAGGCAAAAUUCUUGCUGACACCCUAAUUGCAAGAAAUUUAGGUGCCCGCCCCAUUACACUGGUUGGCUUCUCAAUAGGUGCGAGGGUCAUUUUUUCUUGUUUAAUCGAAUUGUGCAAGAAAAAGGCUCUAGGUUUGAUUGAAAACGUUUAUCUAUUCGGUACACCAGCUGUCAUGAAAAAGGAGCAACUAGUCAUGGCAAGAUCUGUAGUUAGUGGGAGGUUUGUAAAUGGUUAUUCGGAUAAAGAUUGGUUUUUAGCAUAUUUAUUUAGAGCUGCUGCUGGUGGAUUUAGUGCUGUUAUGGGUAUUUCUACGAUAGAAAACGUUGAAGGUAUCGAGAAUAUUAAUUGCACUGAAUUUGUUGAUGGUCAUUUGAAUUAUCGUAAAAGCAUGCCUAAGUUAUUAAAAAGAAUUGGUAUUGCUGUUUUAAGUGAGGAGUUUGUCGAGAUAGAGGAGAUGAUGAACCCAGAAGAAGUGAAAAGAAAAAGGAAAUUAAUAAAUGAUGUCGAUGCAGCCCAAAAAAAACUAAGUGAAAGAAAAAAGCAUAACAGUUGGGUGCCGAAGUGGUUGAAACCGAAGAAAUCCAAAUGGAAGGUCAUGGUCGAAGAAGCUGUCGAAGAAGGAAGAGAUAUGCAAGACCUACCAGAAAAUGACGUCAAUAACAAUGAAAACGAAAAUCCAGAUGAACAUGAAGGGAUAGCAAGGCAAAAACGCAGAGAUGCUGCUCUUGUCGAUCAUGGGGCAUUAAUGCAUGAGUUACAACUUAUAAAACAAGCGAUGCACGAAGACGAAAUAAAGAAUAAAGCAUGCCUUCCAGGAGAAGACAAGGAAGUGGAAUCAUCAAACGACUUCUUGGGGGAGUCGCAUUACAAACCACCGUCAACACCAAAAAUUAAUCCACCACAAAGCCCUAAUAACUUCCAAUUGUUAAGUGCUGGGAGAACUAUUCUUCCAGAGGAUGAUGAUUUCGACCCUCGAGGAAAAAAAAAGGUUGAAUUCUCUUUCCCAGAUGAUAUCUAG